CUCAUUUAAAGAUCCUGCGAGGGAUUUCUUUUCGGCUUGGGGGGUUGUUACUAAUCGUUUUUUGGGGGGUCUUUUGUCACGUUUCCACAAUGCGUGUAGUGCUCAGGGUUGCGAUUGUUAUAGGUGCGGUCUGAUGGGGACUCCGGUGAAGUGUUUCAACUGUAAUGGCGAUGGCCACUUCGCGCGGGAAUGCCCGAGUACCAAGAAUCAGAAUGGCAACGAAAAUUCCGCGUCGGCACCCUCGACUCCUCAGUUUUGGACACCCAGACGUAAUCCCGAGGAGACUGAGGAGCGUGAGUUUAUCAAGCAGAUGAUACAGGAAAAAAGAGAGGAACAGGCCAGGAGGAGGGAAUUGGAGGAGCAGAGGAGAUUUGAUGAGAAGUUGAGAGCGGAGAUGGCGAGGUAUGCUGAAGCAACCAAGGCGGAAGUUAUGGCGGUUGUCACGAGACAGUACUUAGGACAGAGGGAUGAAGCAAGGAGGGAAGAAUUGAAGAGGGGAUGGUCCCCUCCUCCCCGGAGGAGGGAUGACCAUCGCGUGGAAGAAGAUUUGGGUGAUGUCGACGACAUUGACUUGGAAAUAAGGAGGUUGGAGCUUCUUUGGGAAGAGGCGGGGUGGGAAAGAGCCGGUACGGGUGGAGGGAAGUUGACAUCAGAAGAGAUGUCGGGAUCCAGCUAUCGGGAUAAUCGUGAUUACCGCCGGAGUUCGGAACGCGAUCGUACCUAUGAUGAUGGAAGAUACGGAGGCCGCGAUGCCGCACGCGAGAGAGGCCGUGAUGGGCGACGCGAUCGCUAUCCUAAAGAUGAGCGGAGCACGGGUUAUCGUGAGGGAGGGAGGCGUCCGCAGGGUACGUGUUUUGAGUGCGGGGAGCCAGGUCAUUACCGCAAUCAAUGUCCUAUGUUGAUUGGAGAAUCCAGUACUCAACGAGGUCGAUCGGCCUCACCAGGGUACAAGGCAAGAGGAGUCGUGAAGCGUCCCUCGUCUGAGGAACGUGCUCUCCGUAAGCAGCUGGAGGAUUUGACCUCCACUAUGGCCAGCAUGAAGAGCUUCAUUGACGCCGAACAAACACGUAAGGACAAGGAGGAAAGACAGAGGAAGGAGUCCGAGAAGCGUGAACAAGAGGAAGCUGAACAACUUCAACGGGAGACCAAGGAGCAACUGGCGCGUGAACGACGAGCAUGCAAGAAAGAAGACAAGAAGAAGAAAGAAGUUGAAGACCGAGCAGCCCUGCGCAAGGAGUUGCGCAUGGAUAUGAGACUCCAUAUGGGAGCGAUGUGUGAAGGCGUUCACGAUCACAUCAUACAGACGAUGUUAUCGGAAGGAAAGAAAGGGAAAGCGAAGACCACUGAGUAUUACUAAGAUUACUCGGACUGAGACUCGGAUGAUAGCGAAGUCCACGCUCUCAGGGAACAAACCGAGUAACUCAUU
Messenger RNA from Chara braunii, 1426 nucleotides. The record is from the annotation of a GenBank genome assembly. Lineage: Eukaryota; Viridiplantae; Streptophyta; Charophyceae; Charales; Characeae.